Molecule: messenger RNA, 1972 nt
Organism: Acomys russatus (golden spiny mouse)
Lineage: Eukaryota; Metazoa; Chordata; Mammalia; Rodentia; Muridae
Gene: Slc24a3
Product: solute carrier family 24 member 3
Exons: 16
Coding region: 1-1761 (586 amino acids)
Biological process (GO): calcium ion transmembrane transport; intracellular calcium ion homeostasis
Cellular component (GO): membrane
Molecular function (GO): calcium channel activity; calcium, potassium:sodium antiporter activity
Source: RefSeq, a predicted model, not a curated record
AUGGGCAACUACCGAUGCUUUCAGGCCAGCCUUGGGAUGACUUCUGAGAAUGCAACAGUGAUCACAAGAGCCAUGUACAUGUUCUAUGCGUUGGCCAUCGUGUGCGACGACUUCUUCGUCCCGUCCUUGGAAAAGAUCUGUGAGGGAGCGCAGGGUGUCCGCCGUGAUGAGGGGACGCAGGAGUUGUUCUGUUCUCAGAAUGAAGCCAACUCACCUGUCUUGUCUUUGUUCCUUGUGCAGCGUCUCCACCUCAGUGAAGAUGUAGCGGGAGCCACAUUCAUGGCAGCAGGCAGCUCAGCCCCAGAGCUGUUCACAUCGGUCAUAGGAGUCUUCAUCACGAAGGGCGAUGUGGGAGUUGGCACCAUCGUGGGCUCUGCUGUGUUCAACAUCCUGUGUAUCAUUGGUGUCUGUGGGCUCUUUGCGGGGCAGGUGGUGGCUCUUUCCUCCUGGUGCCUGCUGAGGGAUUCCAUCUACUACACCCUGUCUGUGGUCGCACUCAUUGUGUUCAUUUAUGAUGAAAAAGUUUCUUGGUGGGAGUCUCUGGUCCUUGUGCUGAUGUACCUCAUCUAUAUCAUCAUCAUGAAAUACAAUGCAUGCAUACACCAGUGCUUCGAAACGAGGGCGAAAGGUGCUGGGAACAUGGUCAAUGGACUGGCCAACAAUGCGGAAAUCGAUGACAGCAGCAACUGUGACGCCACCGUGGUGCUACUCAAGAAAGCCAAUUUCCAUCGCAAAGCGUCAGUGAUCAUGGUGGAUGAGCUGCUGUCGGCCUACCCACACCAGCUUUCCUUCUCUGAGGCUGGCCUUCGAAUUAUGAUCACAAGCCACUUUCCUCCCAAGACACGGCUCUCUAUGGCCAGUCGCAUGUUGAUCAACGAGAGACAAAGACUGAUAAACAGCAGGGCUUAUGCCAAUGGGGAAUCUGAAGUGGCCAUCAAAAUCCCAGUCAAGCACGCCGUGGAGAACGGAACAGGGCCCAGCAGUGCCGCCGACAGGGGUGCUAAUGGAACCCGGAGGGACGACAUCGUUGGCGAAGCUGACAAUGAGACGGAGAAUGAGAUCGAAGACAACGACAACCACGAGAACGACGACGAGGAGGAAGAGGAGGACGACGAUGACGAUGAAGGGCCCUACACGCCAUUCGACCCCCCCUCUGGCAAACUGGAAACUGUGAAAUGGGCAUUCACCUGGCCACUGAGUUUUGUCUUGUACUUCACUGUCCCCAACUGCAGCAAGCCCCACUGGGAGAAGUGGUUCAUGGUGACAUUUGCUUCUUCUACACUGUGGAUCGCAGCCUUCUCCUACAUGAUGGUGUGGAUGGUCACCAUCAUUGGCUACACCCUAGGGAUCCCUGACGUCAUCAUGGGAAUCACCUUCCUGGCUGCCGGAACCAGCGUGCCCGACUGCAUGGCCAGCCUCAUUGUGGCCAGACAAGGGAUGGGAGACAUGGCCGUGUCCAACUCCAUCGGGAGCAACGUGUUUGACAUCUUGAUUGGGCUCGGUCUUCCCUGGGCUCUGCAGACCCUGGCUGUGGAUUAUGGAUCCUAUAUUCGGCUGAAUAGCAGAGGGCUCAUCUACUCCGUGGGCUUGCUCCUGGCCUCUGUCUUUGUCACGGUGUUUGGUGUUCACCUGAACAAAUGGCAGCUGGACAAGAAACUGGGGUGUGGGUGCCUCUUCCUGUACGGCGUGUUCCUCUGCUUCUCCAUCAUGACGGAGUUCAACGUGUUCACCUUUGUGAACUUGCCCAUGUGUGGGGACUAGUGAUUGGCCAGGCCACCUGCCGAGGCCUAGAUCCUUCUUCUCUGUGCAAUACGAGACCCGGCCGCACCCGAGUCAUGUGGCCCCUCAAGGGCCGCGGCGUCCGUCUCUCCCGUGCUGUCCACAGGUCUCCGCUCCUGUCCUGGUGGGCUAGGCUCUCCCUGCCACCUCCUUUGCUCCCCAACUCCCUUGGUCCUACCUCCCACCCAGCCCC